AUAAAGUUUAUUGAAAUCCAAGAUGGCGGCGCCUAUGGCGAACUCGAGAUACAGUGAAACAGGUCAUUUACAGCGUAUUUAAAACCUGGGUAUGACAUAUAUAACUUGGAUUAUUGGAUUUAUGUCUUUACGACCGUAACCCUGAAACAAAGAAGCUGGAAACAAAACAGUGACAGAACCAUGCAGGUGUCAGUGAGAAGGCUGGCUCUGUAUCCGCUGGGUGUUGCCCGGUCUGCCCAAAUCAGGGGCGCUCUCCUGAGCCCAGUACCCCGCCUACUGUCCCCCAGCAUCCGCACCCUUUUCAGUGAGACAGGAGUGUGGGAGAAGGACUACCGAUCAGAGACCCGACGCAGAGUGGAAGAAUGGUGGCACCCACGAAUUAUGGCACAGUGGCGGAAGGAUGCGCUGAAGGAGGGUUCCAACAGGAAGAAGUUUUAUGUCCUCUCCAUGUUUCCAUACCCGUCGGGGCGACUGCACAUGGGCCACGUGCGAGUGUACACCAUCAGUGACACCAUCGGACACUUCCAGAGAAUGAGAGGCCAUCAGGUGUUGAAUCCGAUGGGUUGGGAUGCUUUUGGACUUCCAGCAGAAAACGCAGCCAUUGAGAGAGGCCUCGACCCAGGGGAGUGGACUAAACGUAAUAUCCAGUCCAUGCGGGAGCAGCUGGACAGCCUCGGCCUUUGCUUCAACUGGGACCGGGAAGUGACCACUUGUCUUCCAGACUACUACAGAUGGACGCAGUAUCUGUUUAUCAAGCUCUUUGAAGCAGGACUAGCAUAUCAGAAAGAGGCUGUGGUGAACUGGGACCCUGUUGAUCAGACGGUACUGGCUGAUGAGCAGGUGGAUGAAAAUGGUUGCUCCUGGAGGUCUGGCGCCCUGGUGGAGCAGAAGCUGCUCACACAAUGGUUCAUCAAGACUACAAACUAUGCCAAGCCUCUCCUGGAUGCCCUGGCAGACCUUCCGGAGUGGUACGGGGUCAAAGCCAUGCAGGCAAACUGGAUUGGAGAGUGCACUGGCUGCUACUUCGAUUUCAAACUCAAGGUGAACGGGGAAGAGACGGGGGAGACCCUGCCAGCCUACAGCUUCUCCCCAGAGAUGGUGUUCGGAGCGGCUUACCUGGCCAUCCUGCCCUCCCACAGACUGCUGCACGGUAGCAGCUCAGUCCGCUCUGCCCUGGAGAAAGCCUUUCAGCUGGGCAGAGACUCCUCAACAGAGGUCACCGCUCACAACCUGUUCACUGGCCACGAGGUUCCCCUGGUCAUCUCACACAAAGAGGCGUUUGAUGGCUAUCUGGAUACCAUGAUUGGUAUCCCAGACUGCAGUGAGGAGGAUCUGUCUGUGGCCAGAGCUCUAAACCUGAGGUGGACCACAGUGCUGAAAAGCGACAAAGAUGGGACACAAACGCUGAUGAACUCUGAUGAGUUCUCAGGCCUCACCAGAGAGCAGGCAUUUGACUCCAUUACCCGGAAGGCCAGAGAGCAGAAGGUCGGCGGCCACCUUACUAGCUCCAAGCUCAGGGACUGGUUGAUAUCAAGACAGCGGUACUGGGGCACACCCAUCCCAGUGGUGCAUUGUGGGUCUUGUGGUCCUGUUGCUGUCCCUGAGGAGGAGUUACCAGUUACAUUACCGAGGCUGCCGUCUCUGACAGGAAAGGGUGCGUCGCCGCUGGAGGCGGCUCAUGACUGGAUCAACUGCAAAUGUCCCAGAUGCAAGGGCCCAGCCAGGAGGGAGACUGACACUAUGGACACAUUUGUGGACUCAGCCUGGUAUUACUUUAGAUACACAGACCCUCAUAACCCAGACAGGCCUUUUGAGCGCCACUUAGCCGAUCACUGGCUGCCUGUGGACGUGUACAUCGGAGGGAAGGAGCACGCUGUCAUGCACUUGUACUAUGCUCGCUUCCUCUGUCACUUCUGCAAGGAUCAGGGUCUCGUCGCUCACAGGGAGCCUUUCCGGAAGCUGCUGGUCCAGGGUCUGAUCAAGGGCCAGACUUUCAAACUGGCAGACAGCGGCCAGUACCUAAAGAGAGAAGAAAUAGACUUCACAGAUAAGGAGCCGGUGGCGUGCAGCGGUGGUCGUAUUGAGGUGACGUGGGAGAAGAUGAGCAAGUCUAAACACAAUGGUCUGGACCCCCAAGAGGUGGUGCAGCAGUACGGCGUGGACACAGUUCGACUCUACAUUCUUUAUGCUGCACCACCUGAACAGGACAUCCUCUGGAAUGUCAAGACCGACGCCCUCCCUGGGGUUCUGCGGUGGCAGUCUCGGCUCUGGCAGCUGGUGACCAAGCUGAGGGGGGCUCGGCAUCUCGGAGAUAUCCCCAACCCCUCCCUGCUGAAAAAGAAAGAACUGGCAGAGACCAAGAAGAUCUGGGAGAACAAGAACUAUGCAAUUCAAGAGGUGACAUCUCACUUCACGGAGGACUUCCUUUUCAACGCAGCCAUUUCUCGCCUGAUGGGACUUACCAAUACACUGAGUAGUGCAACAGUCAAGGUGGUGCAGCACAGUGUGGAGUUUGAGGAAGCUCUGGCUGCGCUCGUUAUGAUGACAGCUCCCAUGGCCCCUCACCUGGCUUCUGAACUUUGGGCAGGUCUUUGCCAGGUGAAAAACCCCCUCAGCCCCCUCCUCCAGCAGGGAGGAGACAUCCUGCAACAUUUGUGGCCGAAUGUGGACCCAGAGUACCUGGAUGUCCCCGACUUUGUGGAGCUGUCUGUACUGAUAAACAACAAAGCCUGUGGGACAGUGACAGUGCCUCUGCAGGUGUCCAAAGAUUCGGAGCGGGUGCAGCAGCUCAUCCUCGAGAGCCCGCUCGGACAGAAGCUUAUCGGUGAGCGCAGCAUCAAGAGAGCCAUCCUCUCCCCCAGAACUGCCCUCAUCAACUUCCUCAUUGAUGAGUGAUGUUUGGGCGGUCGCCACUGCUUUUGUAACUGCCAGAUGGUUGUGAAUGCCUGUCAGUCAGUGACUCAGCAGGGAGUUUUAUAUGUCAUAAAUUAAGACAAAGGAAGGAUGAAAGUGGGUUUAUAUUAACUGUCGUAACUUCAAUGUAAAUAUGUCUAAAGAUAUUGUAUUUAUAUUUUCCUGUUUUUAAUAAAAGAUUCAAGAAGCA
Molecule: messenger RNA, 3103 nt
Organism: Siniperca chuatsi (mandarin fish)
Lineage: Eukaryota; Metazoa; Chordata; Actinopteri; Centrarchiformes; Sinipercidae
Gene: lars2
Product: leucyl-tRNA synthetase 2, mitochondrial
Exons: 21
Coding region: 181-2895 (904 amino acids)
Biological process (GO): mitochondrial translation; leucyl-tRNA aminoacylation
Cellular component (GO): mitochondrion
Molecular function (GO): ATP binding; leucine-tRNA ligase activity; aminoacyl-tRNA deacylase activity
Source: RefSeq, a predicted model, not a curated record